Molecule: messenger RNA, 1818 nt
Organism: Archocentrus centrarchus (flier cichlid)
Lineage: Eukaryota; Metazoa; Chordata; Actinopteri; Cichliformes; Cichlidae
Product: A-kinase anchor protein 9-like
Exons: 5
Coding region: 112-1344 (410 amino acids)
Biological process (GO): signal transduction
Molecular function (GO): molecular adaptor activity
Source: RefSeq, a predicted model, not a curated record
AUACUUGUAUAUUGUCUUAUAGUUUUUAUACUUGUUUUUUAUGUAAGCACGAAGUACCGCAGCAAUUUCCUAAUGCUGUGAACCUGUUCACCCAUAUGGCAAUAAAACCGUAUGAUUCUGAUUCUGACACUGAGAAAAGAGCACAGUAAGCUGUUGGAGACAUAUCUUCGCUUGAAAGAGAGCGCAGAAGCCUUAGCUGAAACAGAAAACCUAGAAAGCUCAGAGGGUGCACUUGAGGAAGUUCUCAGAGAGAAAACUGCAGGGCUGGUUGUCUUACAGGCUCAAGUACAAGCUCUGGAGGAGAGUGCAUCAUCCAGAGUGGAAGAGUUAGGCCUUCGGAUCACAGAGCUGGAUGACUUGGUCAGUGAAAAAGACUCUGAGAUAAGCCACUGUCGCCUCCUUCUGGAGCAGUCUCAAAGUCAUGCAGAAGGUCUUCAAAAGAGGGUCUCUAACCUAGAGGACAAUCUGAGGGAAAAAGUGGCUGCAGCGUUGGUCAGCCAAGCCACACUUGAGGCCUUCCAGCAGCAGCAUCAGUCAGUGGGAACAAAACAAAAGCAGGACCUGCAGAAACCUCCUGAGAGACACGUGGAGCUGCUCAGCUAUGAGUUUGGAGAUUUUGGCAUUCCUCAAAUGGACUUCAGCGGAUUGGGUCAAGCAAAGCAAGUCCCCACAGGGAAGGUGGUUCAUCUUACGCAGAAGCUCCGGGAGCUGGAGGUCGGACUCAGUGGGAUGCAAAAAGACCAGGAACUCCAGAAGCAGCUGCUCUCCAGCUCUGAGGAGGAGGUGCUUGAGUAUGAAAGGAGGCUGGCAGUGCUCAUGGAUCUGCUCAGUCAGAUGAAGCCGGGAGUUCGCCAGAGGACAUCAUUGUCUGUGGAGGCCUCCUCUGAUGUCCAGCAGAAUGUGUCGCAGCUUCUUCAGGAGUUACAGGAGGUCAGAGAGGAGACUUCAGCCACCAAAGAGCAGCUGGAGAGCUACAAGGAGAGCUGCAGCAGACUUCAGGAGGACCUCCAUGAAAAAACUUUAACAAUAGAGAGGCUUCAGGAGCUGCUCCAAAAGACGUCAUCUAAUGAUGGUGAUGAGACGAAGGUGUCUGAGCUUAAACAGGAACUAACAGAGGCUCAGAGUGAAGCAGCGGCCACCAAAGAAGAGCUGAACAGCUGCAAGGAGAGCUUGGAGAAACUGCAAGAGCUGCUGCAGCCCAAAGGCAACAAAAUCCUGCUAAUACAGCACCUGGAGACCACGGAGCUCUCACCUGUUCCCACCUGCAGAGCUACGACCCCGACCGAGCGCUCACCGACUACAUCUCCAGACUGGAGGCCCUGCAGAGGAGGCUGGGGAGCGUGACAUCAGGUAACACAUGCAGUUCAGGUUACAUGCAUCACGUGGAGUUACAGCUUUCUUUAUCACCUCAAAUUUUUUUAAAUAAUGUCAUCACGUAAAAACUGCAUUUUUAUGUACUCAGGUUAUCUUUGUGUAAUACAGUUUGUUUGUUCUCAAACCUGCAAGUUAGACAAAUAUGCAAGAAAAUAAGAACUCGGGAAGGGGACAGACAAUCAUGUAUAUUUGUCUAAUGCUAAUUUAAGACUUUGUGAUUAAUUUAUAUGUUUGUGUUGUAUGGGUGGAGCGUUACGUAGAGGAUGUUUGGGUUUAUUGUUAAGGAGGCUGCUACUGGAUACUCUACACUACACUGUGUUUUGUUUAGGCCGGACAGACUACAGAGGACAUUUGUAGAGAACGUAUUUUUGUAAAGCGUAGGAGCUUUGAAUUUUCUGGGUAUUUUGUCAAAAACUGAAUUAAAGAGGACUACAUUAUUUCAAA